Molecule: messenger RNA, 3827 nt
Organism: Paramisgurnus dabryanus
Lineage: Eukaryota; Metazoa; Chordata; Actinopteri; Cypriniformes; Cobitidae
Source: RefSeq, a predicted model, not a curated record
GGGUCGGGCCAGUCAGUGCCUGCGCGAGCUGACUCGUGGGAUUGAUGCCUUUGAUAAGUGGAGGUCAUGCCAGAAACAUGAAUGGAACUUGGAAACGUGGCAAAAAAAUGGAAAUGGCGCCAUUGACAUGGAUUCUACAAGAUCUUGUGGCUCUGUCAGGCAAUGUUUUAUUGUUCUCUCAGGUUAUAAUAAACUGAGUACUGAAUAUUAUGAUUCCUUUUCGACUGCUAAAUGUACAGAAGUUGCUAUGCGCAAACAGUGUGCAUUGGACAGGAUAGGUGAGGCCAUUCCACAUAUUAAGUGGACUGAUCUCACUGUAACCAAAGAUUGCCAAAUGUCUAAGGGUCAAGAGAGGGACUUAUCAGAUAAGGGAUUCUCAGUGGAGACUGAAUCUAAAGACAGAGUCAACCUUAAUGUGUUUCCAUCACAAGAUCAGACUGGAGUUGUAAAGGAUUACAAGCCGGCCUCACCAAAUCAUGUCUUUAAUUUACACUUAAACCAGACAACUUCACUCGAAAAUAAGAGUGUUGAAAAUAAACCCAUUACAUUUGAAGAGAACUCAAGGAGCUUACCAGCAAACAUGCUGCUGAUCUCCGAGAUGGAGUCUGAGUCUGUUGGGACUGACGUUUGUGAAGUAACAACCAAAGUUACAAACAUUGCUGACAUCUCAACCAAUGAUUUACCAGAAAUUAAAAUUCAGCGACAAUCUAUUUUGAAGGAAAGUUUACUACCAUCAUCUGUCAGCGUCAACCACACAAACCAGGAGACAUGGACUGAGAAUGAGACACAGGUUGUGGAUGUGACACUUAGAAGAGGGAGUCAAAAAUGUAGGACAUUGGAGAUGGACGUAAAUGCAGAAAAUGCACAAAAAGAAAUUUUAGAAUACUGCAAAGAAUUUAAAACAAAAAUUUUGUGUCAUAGAGAUGUUGAGAUAUUUGAUAAUGGAAGGACGAUGACAAUUGCAAGUGCGGGAGAUUUUUUGGGACAAAAUGAUGAGGUCGAAGUGUUAGAUUUAAGCCUACCAAAAAAGAAAGAAAAAAUGAAGGAAAGGCAGUGUGAAUGGGUUGGGGACUCUCAAUGUGAAGGUUCGCUUCUUAUGGAAGUUGAUGAAAUUGAGGAUGAUCACCAACAUGAGGAGGUGGAGCAAGAGGACUAUGAAAAUGGUUGGAUUCCAAAAGGUGAAGCUCAAACAUAUCUCCCACAGCAUUGGGAUGGACAUCUGUCCCCCAAUUCUCUUAUAGCCAUGUCAACGUUUACCAGUGUACCAAUGACUCCUGAUACACUACUUAUAGAUGAUCAGGGAAUUCCUUACGUGCUCACCCCUGAUGGACAGAAAGUUCCACAGAUUGAUAAUAUACAAGAGACCGAGGAACUAUCCAAAGAAACAGCUCCAAGCCAAGCUGAAGAUAAUGUCCAGGAUGUCUCAGAAUCCAGACAAAAUGCCCAACCUGACAAACUUGGUCAUGUCUCAGUGGAAGCUUCACAAGUUGUUCCAAACCUUGAGUCAACUACAGCACACUCUGUAGUUCUUGCUAAAUCAUCUGUGUCAUCUGCCGUGUCUGAGUUGGCAUCGGUUCCUAUUCAGAUUAUGGCUAAUACUACUGGAUCAAACACUCCCAUUCUGCUUCUUUCUCCAUCUCAGCUUCAAACUCUUUCCUCACCAGCCUUUAAGACUAACCCAGGGCUAAUUACCCUUUCUUUACCAGUUCAGAGUACACCGACCUCCUCCGUGUUCCUUGUUUUGUCAUCUCCUCAGGUGCCCUCUCCUCAGAGUUCGUCCCCAACAGAGCAAUUAUGUCAAAGCUCCUGUACUUCAACUGUUGCACUUCCGUUAGCUGCUUGUCCACUUGACUUGGGAUCUAAAUUAUGUGAACGUCCCUCACCUCUCAGCCUUGAUUCUUCCACAGCUGCAGACAUCUCAGGACUGAAUAACCCUUCUAAUCUUCCUCUUAGCCCUACCUCAUCGACUGUUUCCUCUAGCACUUCCACAGUGAUCUCUACAAGUCCAACCAAGCAACCCUGCACUGAUGCCUACUCAAUGCCAACUUCUUUUAGGGAGGCCCUUGUCAGAUUAGCUGUGUCUGCUGAGAAAAAAAGUGAAAGUAUUAAAACGCACUCGGCCGCUACUUACUCCUCUCUAUCUGAAGAUUCUUCUGCCACUGUCCAUGACAUCAUCACCCACGAGACUGGUACAAACUGUGACGACCAUUAUCCAGCCAUUGAGACUAUGGCUGCCUCAGUAGACCAAACAGACACCAUGUCCACCAAUGACAUCUCUUCCAGCUCACCCCUUCGUCCUGCAUCACCUGAAUUUCCCAUAAAUGACUCAAAAAACCAAGAUACGCAAGGAUUAGGUCCACGUCGCAUCCUUUACUGUCAGUACUGUCCUCGGAUCUUCUACUAUCUUUCGGACCUUGAGCGACAUUCCAUCACGCACUCCCAAAACAAGCCCCACGUGUGCCAAAUUUGCGGCAAGGCUUUCAAAAGAUCAAGCCAUCUUGAGCGACACAAGCACAUCCAUACAGGUCAGAGAAACUUCGUAUGUCAGCUUUGCCCAAGGCGUUUUCGUGAGUCUGGAGAGCUCAUGAGGCACCAGAGAGUACAUACGGGUGAAAAACCUUUUCAGUGCUUAAUAUGCCACAUGCGAUUCGCAGAGCGUAACACGCUGCGGCGUCAUACGAAGCGCAAGCACCAAGGUCAGCAGCAGCAGGCAAUGGACAUGAAUGCAAAGACAGAAUGUGCAGGGAUUUCACUUGUUGGAUUACAGGAUGAACCGGAGGACAAUGCAGAGUGGUACAUCUCAACGCUACCUGAAAUGGAGACUGACAGUGAUACAGAGGGUGAAUGAGCUGCAUAAGGACAGACCAAAUGGGUGUAAGAGAUUUUCAGGAAUAGCAUUGCUGUAAAUAUGUUUUAUUUAAUCUUUAUUGUUAUAACAAUUUCUUUAAAAAAAGUUUAUAUUUCAUUCCACUUCAGUCCAAAAUCUGGCAAUGUCCACUUAAUUUGAAUAAGCUCCAGCUGGUUAGUGGAAAUACACUUAAUUUUUUUAUCAUCUAUAUUUUUAUUAUUCUUAUUUUUUUUUAUCACAUACAGGGUUUGUCCUCAGGGUGUGACAGUGGUAAAAAGUAAAGGAGUAUGUUUAAAAACAUAACUGUAAUUUAUGAUUAAAAUAGUGAUAUGUCUCAAAUUGUGAUACUAUGAUAAUGACAUAUAAAUGUAUCCCCAAGUUAGAUUAUGACAUAUUUAUGAUAUUAGUAACGUCUUGCUCUCUCUUUAUUCUUACUUUAAUGUCAAUGUUUUUAUUUUAAAUGCUUUUUGAAUGUUUAUAUCUGUUUCUUUAAAAAUCCUUUGUUUUUUAUGUUAUUAUUUUAAAAGUAUGCUUUUGUCUGGGCAAAACCCCCUGUUAUCUUCCACUCUUGAAUGACAGCUGUUACAGGUCAUAGCAGAAAGUUAAUGCUUGAAUUUUUUUGUUAUACAAGUAUAUUUAAUUAUUUAACAUGCAAACACUUUACUGUGUCAUGUCAAAAUCACUGUGACACAAUUAUUUGGUGCUCAUGUAGCAUUCAUGUUAGUAUUUAAACAAUCUGAAAUGGCAAGUUUUACCAUUUAAGCUUUUGUUUACUGAAUUUAUCAUAGUUUUAUUAAUAUAUCUUGAACUUAGACUCUGAGAGCCUUUCCUCCAAAGUUAUAUCUGUUGUGAAAGUUGGAUUAACUUGAAAAUUUACUUCAAAUGGUAACUUAAGGUCACUUUAAUUGAAAAAAUUUAGAUAAAAAAGCUUACUUGUUUUUAAGUGUUACCAAUUUAAAAGGACAUUCCACUUUUUAAA